Molecule: messenger RNA, 1707 nt
Organism: Quercus lobata
Lineage: Eukaryota; Viridiplantae; Streptophyta; Magnoliopsida; Fagales; Fagaceae
Gene: LPAT4
Product: lysophosphatidyl acyltransferase 4
Exons: 5
Coding region: 419-1573 (384 amino acids)
Cellular component (GO): endomembrane system
Molecular function (GO): acyltransferase activity
Source: RefSeq, a predicted model, not a curated record
GUGCUUUUAACCCUGUGCAUAUACAGUAUACCUCUCCCCUGGAAUCCAAAAACUCUUCAGAUUCACAUUUCUCUGUUCUAUUGGUCUAUAAGUAUAACCCUUUAUAUACCACAGCAACACCUAACCCAAACUUUUCCGAUAUAUAUUUAUAAAAAAAGUCGUAUAACUAUAUCUAUAUAUGACAGGUUUUGUAUUCUAGAACCUUAAUCUCGAAGCCAAAAAGCAAAACCUUUAAUCAUUCCACUCUCCGACAAUUCACACUUCGCGUUUGGUCUGACUCUCAGGGAUGAGCUAUGUGGGGGUUUCUUCGACGAUUGGAACACUGCUCAGCCUAUAGUGGAACAUCUCCAGUAACUUUGGAGGCCCACUAUUGUAGCUGUCUUUAGGAGUAAGGUUUUUGAACAGUUUCUGAAGAGAUAUGGAAGUUUACGGGCCACUCAAAUCUGAUAUAAAUAAAUUAAAGCACCGCCCUUUGACUCCUAUUAGGACUUUAAGGGGUAUUACUUGUUUACUGGUGUAUAUUUCCACUGCCUUCAUGUUUUUAGUGUAUUUUACACCCGUGGCUGUUGUUAUGUUGCGGCUUGUCAGCAUACGUUGCAGUAGGAAAGUAACAUCCUUCAUCUUUGGUAUGUGGCUUGCCAUGUGGCCAGCUCUAUUUGAAAAAAUAAAUAGGACUAAAGUGGUUUUUUCGGGAGACAUUGUUCCAGCAGGGGAGCGUGUUUUGCUUAUUGCCAAUCACAGAACUGAGGUUGAUUGGAUGUACUUGUGGAAUCUUGCAUUGCGGAAGGGGCGUUUGGGCUACAUCAAGUAUAUCCUUAAGAGCAGCUUGAUGAAAUUACCUCUUUUUGGUUGGGGAUUUCACAUCUUGGAGUUUAUUCCUGUGGAGAGGAAGUGGGAAACUGAUGAACCUGUUAUGCGCAAUAUGCUUUCAACGUUUACGAAUCCUCGAGAUCCAUUAUGGCUCGCUGUUUUUCCCGAAGGAACUGAUUUUACUGAAGACAAAUGCAAAAAGAGUAAAAAAUUUGCAGCUGAAGCUGGACUUCCUAUGCUGGAGAAUGUCCUGCUCCCCAAAACAAGGGGCUUUUGUGCUUGCUUAGAUGCUCUGCAGGGCUCCUUGGAUGCAGUUUAUGAUGUGACCUUUGCAUACAAGCAUCAAUGCCCUUCUUUUUUGGAUAAUGCGUUUGGUGUGGAUCCUUCAGAAGUUCACAUUCAUAUUCGACGUUUCCCUGUUGAGAAGAUUCCUGCAUCUGAUAGUGAGGCUGCUGAUUGGUUAAUGGAUACCUUCCAGCUCAAGGACCAGUUACUCUCCGAUUUUAAAGCUCAAGGCCAUUUCCCUAACCAAGGAACAGAAGAAGAGCUUUCUACGCUGAAGUGCUUGGUAAAUUUUACUGUUGUAAUUUCUUUGACAGUUUAUUUUACUUAUCUUACCUUUUUUUCGUCCAUUUGGUUUAAAAUAUACGUAGGUUUAUCAUGUGCAUACCUUUCAUUUGCUACAUAUUUCAAAAUUCAACCUUGGCCAGUUUUAGGCUUUCUUAGAGCAAUGUUCUAUAGCAAAAAGACAAGAAGCGCGUAGUAGCUUGUGAAUUAGAAAUUGGAACAAUAAAUUCUUGUUUAUGAACUUAAUUUCUGAAUGUUUGAAUCUCCUGCUGUAAUUUUAAUGUUUUGGAAUGUUGACUAUUUGUUGGGUGAUCAGAACCUUGAGAGUAA